AUGGGCCUCUUAAUUGUUGGCGGGUGCGCUGCCGCCUCGCGUGUGUACCCGUCAACCAAAGAAUCGCGACAGUGCACAAUGACGUUGGAACGCUGGCCCGAUGUCAUCGUGCAAUACUUCAUCCGCCCGCGGAACACUAAUUCUGUUCCCAGUACUUCUCCUAACUCUUCACCAGCUGAAGUAAGUCAAAAUAUCACUCUGCUUAACUGGAGAAAUCUCAUAAUGCUUAACGUAAAUAGUCUGAAAGUUGCUGUGCGUGUACGCCCAUUCAAUCAGAGAGAAAAAGCAAUGCAAAGUAAUUGUAUCAUCUCUAUGGCUGGCAAUAGUUGUACCAUUGUGGAUCCCAAAGAUCUGAGCAACAAAAAAACCUUUACCUUUGAUUAUUGCUAUUGGUCAACUGAUGGAUAUAUUGAGAAUGACCAAGGAGUUUAUCUGCCUGACGGACCUCACAGUAGAUACAUCAACCAGGAACGGGUCUUUAAUGACAUUGGGAGAGCUAUCCUGGAGAAUGCCUGGAAGGGAUACAAUACAAGCCUUUUCUCAUAUGGACAAACUGGAUCAGGGAAGAGCUAUUUGAUGACAGGAUAUGGAGGAAACAAGGGCCUUGUUCCCAUGAUUUGUGAAGAACUCUUCCAGGAAAUUAAGCAGCAUCAAAACAAGGACGGACAGUUUUAUGUUUAUUUUAGCAUGUUUGAGAUCUACAAUGAACAGGUACGUGACCUCCUGUCAAAGGGUCGAAAGCCUAAUGGCCUGAGAGUGCGGGAAGGCAGGCAUGGAUUUUAUGUUGAGUGCCUUAAGUCAGUGCCAUGUAGCAGUUUUAAGCAACUUGAGGCUUUGUUGGAUCAAGGAAUUCGGAACAGAAGUGUCGCAUCAACUAACUGGAACACCACCAGCAGCAGAUCCCACAUGGUGAUCAGUAUCCAUUUUCAGCAGAUGUUUGCAGACCGAUUCAUGAUGAAGCAUUCGGAGAUUAACCUGGUGGAUUUGGCUGGCAGUGAAAGGCAACAAAGUGCGGGAGUUGCUUCUGACAGAUUCAAUGAAGCACGAGCAAUCAAUCUCAGUCUAACAACUCUUGGAAAUGUUAUUAGUUCCCUAUCGGACAAGGCUGUGGGCAAGAGAAUUCAGUACAUACCGUAUCGCAACUCCAUACUGACCAGAUUGCUUAGCACGGCACUAGGAGGGAACAGCAAGACCAUUAUGGUUACAACGAUAAGCCCAGCAGACAUCUAUUAUGAUGGGACCAUGUCAACAUUACAAUUUGCUGAAAGAGCUAAGAAAAUCCAGAACAGAGCAGUGAUUAAUGAAAGCCUAACUAAAGAGCUUCUCAUAGAUCUGAAAGAGGAUAAUACUAGGCUGCAGGCAAGAAUUUCUGACCUGGAGAAAGCAGGAGAUAUCCACACUGAUGAGCAAGGAAUUUCUGCAAUUGGACGAACUGCUAGUUUAGAGAAGGACAUUGUUUUGAAAGGACUUGGGUUCGUAAAGACGGCUCGCCAGGGUUGGACCACUGGAAUGUUGGCCAGUUGGAAUGCCAGUGAUAACAGCUGGAUUCUGGACAAGCAUGCUGUGCUUACUGUUUGUGAUGACAAAGUGAUACUUGAGCCUCUAAACAAGGCCAAGGUUACAGUCAAUGCAGUGCCUCUUCUAACAAAAUAUCAGCUGCGUCAUCUGUUGGAGUCAUACCCAACACAAAGGAAGACGAUUGUGGUUUUGGAAGUUAAUCAUCUCAGUCAACGAGCUGGUGGGAAACAGGAGGAAAAUCUGGAUCCUAAUUUGGCUGGAAUUUUUCAUGAUUUCAUAGCAACCAUGCCUAUGGUGGCUCAAGCAAACCAAAUAAGUGAAGAACUUAAUAAGGGGGUUAUCUUUGAAAUUGAGGUGAAAAACUUGACAUCAACAAAUGCCAGGGGAGAGGAAUUAGAAAAAGAAAUUAUUGUAAAAGUAACAAACAAGCUAACAAAACAGGUUGAGAUCUGGCCACGAGACAAGUUCAUUGAUCGAUAGCUUUUAAUUGAAGACAUUUACCAGCACUUUCUAGAAAAUGGAACAGUACACAAUAAGAUGGAACAAGAUCCAUUCUGGGAUCCUGUUGAGAUCUUGCAUCUUGGGAGUGCCCAUGUGUGGUUGGAAACUUUGGCGUAUUGCAUAGCUUAUGAAGACCAGGUGGAUGUUAUUAACUAUCAAGGAAAAGAAGAAGCAGUUAUACAGAUCAGAUUGCUCCCCUGCAUGCCAAGUGGAAACCCAUUGGGAGAGGAGUCUGUCAUUGUUGAUCCUGGUGACCUGCUGGGAAAACGCAUGGACUUUCAAAUGCAGAUUUGUCUGUGUUUGGGAGUGAAAUGGAACCAAGGACACAGCAGCAGAGGAGUUCAAAUUGGGUUUAUGAUGUAUGGCCUUCCUACAAUGUUCUAUACCCCUGCUGUCUGGAAUAAUGCUAAUCUUCUGCUGGAUUACACAAUGUGUUUCACAAUUCAACGUGUUACCACAGAUUUCCUCAAUUAUCUGAAAACACAUGCAGUAGUACUGGAACUGUGGGGUCUGCAAGAAAGUUGCCAAGAAAUGGAAACAGAGUUUGCUAAUGUUCCCCUGGCAAGCGAUGGUAGCGUGCUGUUGGACUUAUGCUACAGAAAUCAAUGGACAUUUGUGCCACUGGAUUCUGAAGAGCAUAGAUUCAACCUGUCUGAGCAACUCAAAAUGUUGGAACAAGAGACUGAAAAGCUCAGAAAUGCAAACCGAACCUUAAAAAAUUAUAACAUCAAAAUGCAAAAGAAAUUGGAAAAGCUGAGAUGCUUCUCCUCAAAUCACGGACUAGAUGCAAAUAGGGAUCCAGUGAAAUCCAACGAUAAUCGAUGCAAUCAAAAGUCACCAUUUCCCAGCUGGGAUGCUGAGUUUGCCAAAGCACUCAAAACAUAUUACUUCAGCAUGAAUGGAGUGAGAGGGAGACUUAUCCAACUGAAGGAGGUCAGGCCACUGAUUCUAUUCCCCGGAUUCCUGAGUAUACACUUAAGCACCAACUUACAAGCACAAUUUCGGCUCUUUGGCUAUGCCGAGCAGAACACUACUGCCCCAAAGGGAUACCUUUGCCCCAACUGCACGAAAUACUGA
Carcharodon carcharias (great white shark) is the source of this 3096-nucleotide messenger RNA. RefSeq names its product kinesin-like protein KIF28P. Gene Ontology annotation, molecular function: ATP binding; ATP hydrolysis activity; microtubule binding. The record is from RefSeq and is a predicted model, not a curated record. Gene Ontology annotation, biological process: microtubule-based movement; cytoskeleton-dependent intracellular transport. The transcript has 25 exons. Gene Ontology annotation, cellular component: microtubule; kinesin complex. Lineage: Eukaryota; Metazoa; Chordata; Chondrichthyes; Lamniformes; Lamnidae.